CCUGAGCUCACCUGCUCUCUCUGUAUCUCGCCUCCCUCCUCUGUUCUGCUCUGCUCUCACCUACCCACUCCCCCCUGUGCCUUCCCGAUCCCCUUUCCUGCUCAUCUCAUCGGGUCGUCACACUCCCACUCGAUCCCUCUCCUCAGAUCUACCAGUCCCCGUCCCUCGAGCUCAGUCCCACGCCCCUGCCCCUCCUCCAUCCCCUCUUCGUCAUGCGCGGCAGUCGACCGAGCUCAGCCCCCUCCAUCCCCUCUUGGUCACGCGCGGGCGCGGCAGUCGACUGGGCUCCGACUUCGCCACCGAGCCUUUCUUCGCACCACCACCGCGCUUUGUCGCUCCCUCCUCCACGGCGAGGUUCGUUCAGUUCAUAGGCCGCCGCUGCCUCCUAAUUUGUUCCAGUAGCAAUGGAGGUUCCGUGCCUCUUGUUCCUGAAAUCCGCGUGCCAGUGCGUGGUCAACCAAGUCACCUCAAGUGCCGGCAAAGAGAUUGCCUUGCAAGAAGGCGUGGUAAAUGACGCCAAGUUCCUGUCGGAAGAGCUCGAGGAGAUGCUCAAGUACCUCGUCAAUGUGGAGAGGGACGAGGCCAGCGAGGUGGUGGAUGUAGGGUCAAGCGAAGAUGUGAAGGAAGCAGGGGGGUGGGUGGACAAAAUCCGGGACACGGCCUGCGACAUCCAUGACUGCCUCCAGGACCUGGGCCCUCAUGGUGUGGAGGGGUUGUCCUUGCAGAAUCUCUGGUGGGCAACCCUGGCGUCACGGCACAAAGUCGCCGCCGAGCUCAAGGACUUGGUGUCCCAAGUCAGCCGCUUGAGCGAGAGAAAGGAGCGCUAUCAACGCGCCGGCGGCAGGAUGGUGAGGAGGCCGGCGGUCUGGAAGGAGGAGGCAUGGCUGGUUGUGCCAGAUAUCGACUGGAGGGUCGAUCUCGGCCAGCUGCUUGCUCGGCCGGACGACUCACUCGUGGUGAUCGCGGUCUGGCUGAUGACAGACCCUGCCGCUCCCGCUGCCGGCGGAGCAAGGGCCCCUUGUCUCAUCAGCGACAUCUUCGACGAUGCCGAACGAUUCCAGUGCCGUGCAUGGGUCACGGCGACCCAUUCCGUCAGCGUCACCGACUUCCUCCGUGCCUUGGUGAGGCAGCUCCUUGCAAAUGAUUCGGCACCGGCGUCGCUAGGUGCCCUUUGCGAUACAGAGGCUAUGGGGACGGAGGAGCUGAUGAAGGCCGCAGAACACCACCUUGGCGAGAAGAGGUACCUGGUGGUCAUUGAAGACGUAUGCACGAGGCCCGUAUGGGACUGGAUCAAGCUCUUUUUCCCUAAUGAUAGGAACCGCAGUCGGCUCAUAGUGACAUCUCGAAGAGCAGAUGUGGCGAGGCACUGCGCCGGCAGGCCGACCAGAUCGUUCAUGCUUGAACGAGUUCUUGAUGAUGAUGCAAGGGUUUACGUCUCUUCUGACCAGGGCGCUACUGCUAGCGGAAUUAGUGUGGUUAUACAAAUAGAGCCAUACUCGGAGUUCAUUGGCAGGAAGAAGGACGUUGCUGAACUAACUAGAUGGAUAUCAGAAAAUGUUACUGAGCCCUGGCCGAUCUCAGUGUAUGGGCCCAGUGGUGUUGGGAAGAGCACCCUCGUCAGGAAAGUAGUAUACGAAAGCCCAGAUCUCAGUAGUGAGAUCCAAAGGCGAGCCUGGAUCACCAUGAUGCAACCUUUCAACCAACAGGACUUCCUGCGCAGCAUAAUUUCACAGUUUCAGGCAUGCUCUUCCCUGGGAAGGAGCACACAAUCCGAAAUUAAUAUCCAGAACAUGUCAGAGGACGAGUUGGUGACUGAGAUUUCUCAGCUCGCGGCAGGCGAUGGGAGAUCUCUGGUGAUCAUCGACAGGCUGUCAGCACAAGAAGAAUGGGAUCAGGUGAAGUCAUGCUUAUGGAAUGAUGGAGACGGAGGUGCUACCUGUACUGUUAUAGUUACUACUACGAAUGCUGCAGCUGCUCAUCAUUGUUCCGGGAAUAGCAACAAUAUGUAUAAGCUGAGCCCCCUUGAUAGUGCUGCUGUCCGUCAGUUGUUUUAUCAGACGGUAUUCCAACAUGAUGGACUAAUUGAGUUGUGUGGACCAAUGGUUGAUCAUGCUAAUCACAUCAUAGAAAAAUGUGAUGGGAACCUUCUCGCAAUCAGGAUUGUAAGUGGACUUCUUGGCACGAAAAUUCGAAAAUCUACAGAAUGGGAGAAACUGCUAAACAGGCUUAGCUCAAUGUUAAAAGACAACCCUGACCUUGGGAUUGUCAGUGCAGCAGCAAAAUUGAGUUAUGAUGAUUUACCAUCCCAUAUGAAAUACUUGCUCCAAUAUCUUAGCAUUUUCCCCAGAGGCCGCAACUUAAUGCGUAGAAGAUUGGCAAGGGCAUGGAUAGCAGAAACCUACUGUAGAAAUGCAAGAGGAUAUGAUGCUGAGGAAGUUGAGAAGAUCUUUAAUGGGCUUGUUAUGAUGAGUAUGAUUCAUCCAUCGAAGCGAGCAGAGAUAACUAGUGGAAGAAUAAAUGGUUGCAUUGUUGAUGAUGUGUUUCAGCAGCUCGGGGUUUCAGAUGCAAAAUUGCGGGAUUUUAUCUACAUCCUUGAUGAGCACCCUUUGGACACCAACCCAACAAACUCCAAAAUCAGACAUCUAGUUAUUACAGUUGGCUGGAGAAGACAUGAUGAUGAACGGAUUGAUGAGUUCAAGAAAUUAGACCUCUCUUGUGCUCGAUCACUAACAGUUUGUGGGGAAUGGAAGUCUUGUUUCAUUUCGACAAGGAUGAAGUUGCUAAGGGUGCUCGAUUUGGAAGACACUGAAGGUCUAGAGGAGCAUCAUGACCUUGAACAGAUCGGGGAAUUCCGGCAUCUCAAGUGUCUGGGUCUCAGGAACACUGGAAUUGCACAUCUUCCCAACUCCUUGGGUAAGUUGCUAGGGCUUGAGGAGUUGGAUAUCAAGGGUACAUACAUUGCUAAGCUGCCAUCUACGGUCAUCCAUCUUACAAGGCUGCGCCGUCUCCAUGGUGGUACAGUGGCUGCACGCAAUGCUCGGCUAGAUUUUGUCAGUGAAAUCACUAGAGAUUGUCCUGGGAUUAUCCAAAGUGCUGCUUCAUCUGCUUUCUGCAUGUGUUUGCUAUGUCUAUUUAAGAGGAAGAAACCAUAUGGUGUGCGUGUCCCAGAGAAGAUCGGAGAACUGAAGUCUGUUUUAACUCUGGGGACCAUUGAUGUUGCGGGAAGUCGGAGAGUUAUGAAGGAGCUACAGAAGCUAACGCAGUUACAGAAGUUAGGGGUGACUGGCGUUACAAAACACAACACCAAGCAUCUCUGCUCUACUCUUGAGCGUCUUCACCAGCUGCGGUCACUGAUGGUCGACUCAAGUGAUUCACUCAGCAGACUGGACACCGUGUGCUCACCGCCACUCCGUCUUGAAGCACUGAAGCUAUAUGGCAGUCUUGGUACGCUCCCAAGGUGGAUCAAGACCCUUCAUAAUCUCCACAAGCUAUGCCUGCGCUCGACACUGCUGGAUGGGGAUUCUGUACAGGUCAUUGCGAAGCUACCCAACCUGAUCGUGCUACGCCUUCUGGCUAAAUCACUGGUGGCGGAGGCGAUGGAAUUUGGAAGCGACGCGUUUCCGAAGCUUGAGCUUCUGCAGAUUGAUGGGUUAGAAAAUCUCAUGUCCUUAUCAUUUCAAGGAGGAGCAGCCCCAAACUUAGAGAUACUGCAGAUCGCUGACUGCAACUUUAUAAGCGAGGAUGGCUUGCGUCAGUUUCACGACCUACCAAGGAUCAAAAAGGUUUCACUGGAUGGUGUGCUUGUUCAGAAACGACCUCCGCAUACCAGCAUUCCUCAGGGACAAGCAGCCCUGGUUCUUAAUGCAGGCCGACGAAUGAGGCAUACUCAAGCACAUGUAAUUCGUGCUGCAUUCCGCUUUAAAGAAGCAGCAAGAAGGGAAAAUUCUGAGAUUCAAGAAUAAGCCACACCCCACCCUUCCUGUGUGUUGUGUUACUACUUGCUAUGUUUUUUUGAUUUGAAAUCAUGAGAUUAUCAUCUAAUUGUGUCUACUAUCAUCUUUUGAAUAAACUCCCAUUUCUUUUGAA
Messenger RNA from Triticum urartu, 4086 nucleotides. Its product is annotated as disease resistance protein Pik-2. The record is from RefSeq and is a predicted model, not a curated record. Gene Ontology annotation, molecular function: ADP binding. Gene Ontology annotation, biological process: defense response to other organism. Lineage: Eukaryota; Viridiplantae; Streptophyta; Magnoliopsida; Poales; Poaceae.